Molecule: messenger RNA, 795 nt
Organism: Aureobasidium namibiae CBS 147.97
Lineage: Eukaryota; Fungi; Ascomycota; Dothideomycetes; Dothideales; Saccotheciaceae
Product: Aldo/keto reductase
Exons: 3
Cellular component (GO): cytoplasm
Source: RefSeq, a predicted model, not a curated record
GACACGGCAGAACACUAUGGCUACACUGACGGAUACUCUGAGAAAAAGGUCGGCGACUUCUUCUGUGAAGACCAGGACGCUGGUUCUUUGGACCGCAGCCGUGUCGUGCUUGCGACAAAGUAUCUCCCUACUCCUUGGAGACAUCCCUGGAGAUAUCCAAACAUCGUCCUUGACUCGUUCCAUGGUUCGAUCCAGAGGACUCGGCUUGGUGGCAUUGAUAUAUAUCAGCUGCAUGGACCUAGUCAUGCUGGUUACUGGCCUCGUCUGGAGACACUUUGUGAUUCACUUGUUUCUGCGUACAAAACGGGAAAGUGCAGGGCCAUCGGCGUUUGCAAUUUGAGUUUCCAGCAGGUGAAACUCGUAUACACUCACCUGAAGAGGAACGAUGUUCCUCUCGUCUCUAACCAAGUUGAAUUUUCUUUGGUGAGGCAAGAUCCCUGGACAGAGGGCAUGAUCGAAAAAUGCCACAAGUUGGGACUGACAACCACGUCGAUUGCCGUCAUCGCAUACAGCCCCAUCGCCUUGGGCCGUCUAACCGGCAAAUACGACCGGUCCAACAGACCACGCGGCAACCGAAACUUCGGCGACAUUGACUGGGACAAAAUCCAGCCGAUCGUAGAUGAGCUUAAGCGUAUCGGUGCGAAAGUCAACAAGAGUCCUGCAGCUGUUGCCAUGAAUUGGGUCAUUUGCAAGGGAGCCAUCCCUAUUCCCACAGUCAAGAACCGAGAGCAGGUCGUUGAUUGCUUGCAAGCUCUAGGCUGGAGGUUGGAUCAAGAUGAUGAGGACAGGCUCGAU